GGCACCAGGGCCAGACGUGUGUCAGGACGGGAGGACAAGGGCAAGCGUGAGAGAGACAGAAGAGAAAGAGAAGAAGAAGAAGUCAGGGAACUUAUCCUCUUCUCUACAUCACAGUCACAGGAAUAACCAGGGUUUGAGUUUGUUUGUGGGGGGGAAACAGAGAAGUGAUCGGCACCAUGAUGAUGACCCAGCUGGAGACCACGGUCCACUACGACAAUGGCUUCGAGGAGGUGUACAUGACACAGGAGGAUGAGUGGGACCGGGACAUGCUGCUGGAUCCGGCCUGGGAGCAGCAGCAGAGGAAAACCUUCACGGCCUGGUGUAACUCCCACCUGAGGAAAGCCGGAACUCAGAUUGAAAACAUCGAGGAGGACUUCAGGAAUGGGCUGAAACUAAUGCUGCUGCUGGAAGUUAUCUCAGGAGAGAGGUUACCCAAGCCAGACAGAGGGAAGAUGCGGUUUCACAAGAUUGCUAAUGUCAACAAAGCUCUGGACUUCAUCACGAGCAAAGGAGUGAAACUGGUUUCCAUCGGAGCUGAAGAGAUUGUGGACGGUAAUGUAAAGAUGACUCUGGGAAUGAUCUGGACUAUCAUCCUCCGCUUCGCCAUCCAGGACAUUUCUGUGGAAGAAACAUCUGCCAAGGAAGGUCUUCUCCUGUGGUGUCAAAGAAAGACUGCCCCCUACAGGAAUGUCAAUGUCCAGAACUUCCAUGUCAGCUGGAAGGAUGGCCUGGCCUUCUGCGCCCUGAUUCAUAGACACAGACCCGACCUCCUCGACUACUCUAAGCUCAACAAGGAUGAUCCUAUGGGGAACCUGAACCUGGCUUUCGACUUAGCUGAGAAACACCUGGACAUUCCUAAAAUGCUGGACGCAGAAGAUAUCAUCAACACCCCCAAGCCCGAUGAAAGAGCUAUCAUGACCUACAUGUCCUGCUUUUACCACGCCUUCGCUGGAGCUGAGCAGGCAGAGACGGCUGCCAACAGGAUCUCUAAGGUGCUCGGUGUCAACCAGGAAAAUGAGAAAAUGAUGGAGGAAUAUGAGAGACUGGCCAGUGAGCUGCUGGAGUGGAUCCGCCGCACCACUCCCUGGCUGGAGAACAAGACCCCGGAGAAGACCAUGGCAGAGAUGCAGCGGAAGCUGGAGGAUUUCAGGGACUACAGACGCCAACACAAGCCCCCGAAGGUGCAGGAGAAGUGCCAGCUGGAAAUUAACUUCAACACCCUGCAGACCAAGCUGCGCAUAAGCAAUCGCCCCGCGUUCAUGCCCUCUGAGGGGAAGCUGGUAUCUGACAUAGCCAGUGCAUGGCAGGGCCUGGAGCAGGCAGAGAAAGGCUACGAGGAGUGGCUCCUCACUGAGAUCCGUCGGCUCGAGAGACUCGAUCACCUGGCAGAAAAGUUCCGCCAAAAAGCCACCAAUCACGAGAACUGGGCCGGCGGUAAGGAACUGAUCCUCUCCCAGACGGACUAUGAAACAGCCACCCUCGUAGAAAUCCGAGCUCUGCUGAGAAAACACGAGGCCUUCGAGAGCGACUUGGCAGCCCACCAGGACCGAGUGGAGCAGAUUGCCGCCAUCGCACAGGAGCUGAAUGAGCUGGACUACCAUGACGUGGCAGCUGUGAACCUGCGCUGCCAGAGCAUCUGUGACUUGUGGGACAAGCUGGGAACCCUGACUCAGAAAAGGAGAGAGGCACUGGAGCGCACUGAGAAACUCCUGGAGACUAUUGAUCAGUUAUUUCUGGAGUUUGCUAAGAGGUCUGCUCCUUUCAACAACUGGAUGGAAGGAGCCAUGGAGGACCUGCAGGACAUGUUCAUAGUGCAUACUAUUGAAGAAGUCCAGAGUCUAAUCGCAGCUCACGAGCAGUUCAAAGCUACUCUACCUGAGGCUGAUGCAGAGAGACAAGCCAUCCUGGGAAUCCACAAUGAGGUGCAGAAAAUUUCCCAGAGCUACGGGAUCAAGGCCAACAUUACGAACCCCUACAGCACCAUUACAACAGAGGAGCUUCUUAACAAGUGGGAAAAGGUGAAGAAGCUGGUUCCUCAGAGGGAUGGUGCCCUCCAGGAGGAGAUGGCCCACCAGCAUGCCCACGAGAGGCUGAGACGACAGUUUGCUGCACAGGCUAAUCUCAUUGGACCCUGGGCACAGACCAGGAUGGAGGAAAUUGCACGCUGCUCGAUGGAGAUCGGAGGCGCGCUGGAGGACCAGAUGACUCAGCUGAAGCAGUGCGAGCACGUCAUCGUCGCUUAUAAGCCCAACAUCGACAAGUUGGAGGGAGACCACCAGCUGAUCCAAGAGUCCUUGGUGUUUGACAACAAGCACACCAACUACACCAUGGAGCACAUCCGUGUUGGUUGGGAGCUGCUCCUCACGACCAUCGCCCGAACCAUCAAUGAGAUAGAGACUCAGAUCCUGACCCGCGACGCCAAGGGCAUCAGCCAGCAGCAGAUGAACGAGUUCAGAUCCUCUUUCAGCCACUUUGACCGGAAAAAGAAUGGAGCGAUGGAAACCGAUGACUUCAGAGCUUGCCUCAUCUCUAUGGGAUAUGACCUGGGAGAAGUUGAGUUUGCCCGUAUAAUGAUACUUGUGGAUCCCAGUGGUACUGGACUCGUGUCCUUCCAGUCUUUCAUUGACUUUAUGACCAGAGAGACCGCUGACACAGACACUGCUGAGCAGGUUGUUGCAUCCUUCCGGAUCCUGGCAACUGACAAGCCCUACAUACUAGUGGAGGAGCUGAGGAGAGAGCUUCCCCCAGAGCAAGCAGAGUACUGCAUCAUGAGGAUGCCGCCUUACACCGGCCAGGGAGUGCCACCAGGGGCACUGGACUACACUGCCUUCUCCACUGCGCUCUAUGGAGAGAGUGACCUUUAACCCCAAUUACUAAACAUUUAUCCCGCUGACCGUUUACCUAACUGCCCCUGGCCCCUUCAUCUCCUGAUGAAAUUAAGAAAUCUAGAAGAAAGUUGUAUCAAAUAUGUUGAAUGAAAUGUGUUUGUGACAAUACUGAGUUUUUGUUGAUGGAUUUUCUGUCAAGUGUCUUGGUACUCUGAAAUCCUCUUGGAAAAAAGACGGCCUCCCGAAUGAAUAAACUUAUAUUGUGAGAAACAAUACUGUCGCCAGUGCAGAGGGAUAAAAAACCAGAUCACUUGGUAAAACAUGAUCAAGGUGUUUCGGUAGUUUAUCACUUGAGGAAAUCAGAUGUAAAAGUCACCCUGUCAUGUAUUGUUUUCAUGUUUCCUCGUAGUGACUUUGUAUUGGAAAUACAAUCUCCCCAUGAAAGCUGAUGCUUAAAGUGAAUUUCAGUUUGCAAAAGCAAUUUCGAACAAUAAAUAUUCGAAAAUGGAUUUCCCAAAAGGCUUAAAAAUAUAUGGUACUAACAAAGGGUAAAGUGGGAAACCACUUGAAAACAAAAGUAAAUGUUUUGGCAGAGAACACGAGAGACUAAAAAAUGAGUUUUGAAGAUAAUUUUGUUUGAAGGCAGCAGCAAAGAUGUGAAGGCUUGCAUAUGCAUAGAAAUAAGUAUAAUAAUAAAUAAAUAAAUAAAAUGUCAAGUGAUUUCCCAACAUUCUUUUGUUGACACAGUUAAAAGACUUUAUGUUGGUAGAAAAGUACAUUGAUUUAUCCACAUUAAAAACUUUUUGGCUCCA
This is a messenger RNA of Platichthys flesus (European flounder), 3640 nucleotides long. It is a transcript of the gene actn2b, whose product is annotated as actinin, alpha 2b. Gene Ontology annotation, cellular component: cell junction; cell projection; cortical actin cytoskeleton. Gene Ontology annotation, biological process: muscle cell development; actin cytoskeleton organization. The record is from RefSeq and is a predicted model, not a curated record. Bases 177 to 2864 code for a protein of 895 amino acids. The transcript is spliced from 21 exons. Lineage: Eukaryota; Metazoa; Chordata; Actinopteri; Pleuronectiformes; Pleuronectidae. Gene Ontology annotation, molecular function: actin filament binding; calcium ion binding.